UUCCUGAAUCCAGAAACUAUGGUGCCAACUCGAAAGAGGUAUGCCUUCGCACCAUCCAAAUGCUAAUUAUGCGUCUGAGUUUGACCAGAACAAGCGCAAGAGGGCCGAGGAACAUGUCAUUACCGGUUCUACUAAGAAAGCAAAGCGAGCCGACCCGAGCGGAACCGGUAUGGACCUUGUGGGGGGAGCAAUCACCACCGGAGAUGGCACUGGACCCUCCGUCACUGGGGAAUCCAUGGCCUUGCCGGAGCUUCGUGCUCAAAUGUUGGCAUUGUACCCACAACUAAAGUUUCUCGAGGGAGUCUCCGAUCAUCUCCUUGAACCACGGUCAACACAUGCUACGAUGGACUUUGCGCACCGUCUCAAAGUUGAGAGCCGUGUCCAGGUGCUGGAAAUAUUCACGCGUCACAUUUUUGCGGAACUCGAACAGUCGCGCGACGUUCAAGAGAAGCUCGCUUCGAGGUUACAGGACGCAUCGCAACGAACCGAUGCUUUGGAGGCCGAACAUGGCAAUGUCCUGUCUAGCAUCGAUAACUUGAAAGAGGACGCCGCCUCUUGGAUGCGACACGGACCAUAGUCGUAGAAUCGCAUACCAUUGCCAAUGGGAUCCGAGAGGAGAUGGGUCAUUUGAAGGGAGGCAUUCACGAGUCAAUUUCCAACUCGGACAGGAAAAAUGGAAUGGCCAUCCGAAGGCUCAAGGAGAUGCAGAUCGCUACGGCGGCCCACCUGACCUCCUUGGAGCAGUCAACGACGCAACUGGACCGUGAAGAGGCGUAUGAAUCCGAGGAGGAAGUCAGGUUCAUGGUCGAAGACCUCCAAGACCAGAUGGCGGCAGUGGAGGAGACGAAUGGGGAGCAGCAAACGAAGAUGUCUCGCGUUGUCGAGAGCCUGGACGUACUUGACCGCGAGGACCUUCCCGAGCGGAUGAUGGCAGUAGAGGAGGUGACUGGGGAGCAGGGAACCAACGUGUCCCACGUUGUUGAGCGCGUGAACCUUCUUGCUCGCGACAAAGAUACGUAUGAGGCUGCGUUGGCGAUGGAAAGCAAUUUGGAUCACAUCAAUCGUCGCCU
Eremomyces bilateralis CBS 781.70 is the source of this 1070-nucleotide messenger RNA. RefSeq lists its product as uncharacterized. The record is from RefSeq and is a predicted model, not a curated record. Bases 41 to 577 code for a protein of 178 amino acids. The transcript is spliced from 2 exons. Lineage: Eukaryota; Fungi; Ascomycota; Dothideomycetes; Eremomycetales; Eremomycetaceae.